This is a messenger RNA of Scedosporium apiospermum, 1353 nucleotides long. Its product is annotated as Lectin family integral membrane. The transcript has 2 exons. Gene Ontology annotation, biological process: endoplasmic reticulum to Golgi vesicle-mediated transport; Golgi organization; endoplasmic reticulum organization. Gene Ontology annotation, cellular component: Golgi membrane; COPII-coated ER to Golgi transport vesicle; endoplasmic reticulum membrane. NCBI's taxonomy places the organism in Eukaryota, Fungi, Ascomycota, Sordariomycetes, Microascales, Microascaceae. The record is from RefSeq and is a predicted model, not a curated record. Gene Ontology annotation, molecular function: D-mannose binding. The coding region runs from base 1 to 1353 and encodes 450 amino acids.
AUGUACCCAUCUAAAUCCUCCUUAGCAGCCCUGCUGCUGGCUGCUGGUGCUGCUCAGGCCCAGUACCUCAUCAACGAGCUCAGUUUCGGUUACGAUGGCAGGAUAAGCCCGAAUAACGACGGCAAAGUUCCCAACUUCUACCUCCAGGGCACACCCAACACCCCCGAGAUCCUCUCUAACAGAUUGGUCCUCACACCCGUGGCCCAAGGCAACCAACGAAGCGCGAUAUGGGCCGACAACCCCAUGAACUCGGAGACCUGGGUCGCCGACGUCGACUUCCGCGCCAGCGGUCCCGAAAGAGGCGGCGGCAACCUCAACAUCUGGCUCGCGAACCGCGGCUCCAGUGACAUUGGCCAGAGCAGCGUCUACACCGUCGGGCGCUUCGAGGGCCUCGCCAUCGUCAUCGACACCUACGGCGGUACCGGCGGCAUGAUUCGCGCGUUCCUCAACGACGGUAGCAUCGACUUCACGACGAAGCCCGUGCUCGACAACCUCGUGUUCGGACAGUGCUACUACUCGUACCGUAACCUCGGUCGACCCUCGCAGAUCAAGAUGCGUCAGGAGCAGGACAACUUCAAGGUCGAGAUCGAUGGCCGUCUCUGCUUCGAGAGCAGCAGGAUCCAGAUCCCUGCGGGUUAUAAGUGGGGUAUCACCGCGGCCACCCCCGACAACCCCGACUCGUUCGAGAUCUUCAAAAUGGUCGUCAUGUCCGACAAGAUGGGCAACACGGCUGCCAGCAAGCCCAAGACGAAAAAGGCAGCUUCCAAGAAGCAGAGCAAGAAGAAGGGCGACAAGGAAGGCGACGCCUCCAAGUUCUUCCAGCGCGACAACGGCGAGGGCGAUAGCGAGGGCGACGACGACCUCAUCCCCGACGACCCACUAGACGGCGCCGGCGACAAGCUUGAUGUGCUACAGAUCUCCCGCUCGCAGUUCAACGACGUCAACGCCCGCGUACAAAGCCUCGGCCGCCACAUCACCACCAUGUACCGCACCCUGACGAAGCAGACCCAGCAGGGCGACGAGCGCCACGCCGAGAUCGCCAAGCUCCUCACCGACGUGCGCAACGACCUGCGUCGCCUCGACGCCGUGGACGAGAUGCAGAAGAAGAUCGCCGUCCUCGAGCGCGACAUCAAGGCUCUGCGCGGCGAUCUCACGAAUAAGCUGCGCGCUACGGAAAACAACUUCAAGUCUACCCUCGCCGAUCAUCAUGCUAGCGUUAAGGAUAACAUUGUUUCGGCGCAUCCGGGUUUGGGCAAGUUGGUGGGCGUUUUCGUUUUGUGUCAGGCUGCUGUUACGGGGUUGUAUAUUGUGUACAAGAGGAAGGAGCGGAAUAGUGUGAAGAAGUACAUAUAG